Molecule: messenger RNA, 4990 nt
Organism: Erinaceus europaeus (western European hedgehog)
Lineage: Eukaryota; Metazoa; Chordata; Mammalia; Eulipotyphla; Erinaceidae
Gene: MBD6
Product: methyl-CpG binding domain protein 6
Exons: 13
Coding region: 1064-4090 (1008 amino acids)
Cellular component (GO): nucleus; chromocenter
Molecular function (GO): chromatin binding; DNA binding
Source: RefSeq, a predicted model, not a curated record
AUAGAAAACAGAAGCCACGUGCUAUGGUCUCGUAUCCUGUCAUACCCUCCUAGGGGCAACCGGAGUUUGUCUCAAGUAGUAACUGUCACGAGGGAGGUUGUGGCUGGAAGGCAGAUAUAGAUGGUAGUGUGACAGUGACAGGUCCUCAGCCAGGCCUGCUCCGUCGCUGCAAGACCUCCCCAACCCUUCCUCAGAUUGGUGGCUGGACCAGAUGGUCUCUCGUGGCCGAAAGACAGGACCAGGUUGUCAGUGACAGGCAGAGGUCAUAUGACUUGACAGACCGAGGUCGUGUUGUGACAUGUUGACCUGGGGAGGCGGGUCAAGUCUCGGCGCACUACCCGAGAAGCCUCUGGGGCGGGGCAGGGCAGGGCAAGUCGCGACUUUCAUCUUUGGGGGCUGGCCCCUCCCGGACCUGGCAUUCCUGGCUCCCCCAACAGAUUGUGGUUUAGGAAGGGGGCCCCUCCCCGGGGAGGGCUGGGAUUGGCCACCCGUGGCCUGGGAAGAGGCUCAGAUCCUUCCGCGGAGGGCGGGGGGGCCGUGUGGGGUGUUUGUUCUCUAGGGGAUUAAUGGGGGGUUGUGGGGGAGGGGUAGGCGCGCUCCCGCAUGCGCACUGCGGCCCCUCCUGUUGGCUCGUCGUUGUCCGCUGGGCGGGGGCUCGGCCCCGCCCCUCUCCCGUACGGGCAGCGGUGGCGGCGGCGGCGGCGGCAGCGGCGGCGACGGCAGCGGCGGCGGCAGCGGCGGCAGCAGCCUGCGCGGUGCCUUCUGGGAACGGAAUCCCCAGGGCUGCCCCUGGCCCCCAUGGCGCAUGCGCGGGAGGCCGCUCGGUGAUCCGCGGCGGCGGCGGCGGCGCUUCCUGCUAAGACCGGCCGGGGCCGUACCGGAGGCUCGGGCUUCACCGACCCUCCUCCCACUCCCUCCCACUCACCCUCUGGGCCGCGACUGCGCAGGGCGGGGCCGGCCGAACCAUGGGCCGCGGUGUGGGUUAAGCCGGAGGCACCGGCUUUAGACUGGACCCCACAAUGUUUGCAGAGAUGUUCAGGCACGUGGGAGCUGAUUACACACAAUGAAUGGGGGCAAUGAGAGCAGUGGAGCAGACAGAGCUGGGGGCCCUGUGGCCACAUCUGUCCCCAUCGGCUGGCAGCGCUGUGUUCGAGAGGGUGCCGUGCUCUAUAUCAGCCCAAGUGGCACAGAGCUGUCUUCCCUGGAGCAAACCCGGAGCUACCUCCUCAGUGAUGGGACCUGCAAGUGUGGUCUGGAGUGUCCACUCAAUAUCCCCAAGGUUUUCAACUUUGACCCUUUGGCCCCGGUGACCCCGGGUGGGGCUGGGGUGGGGCCAGCAUCAGAGGAGGACAUGACCAAGCUGUGCAACCACCGGCGGAAAGCCGUUGCCAUGGCAACUCUAUAUCGCAGCAUGGAGACCACCUGCUCACAUUCUUCUCCUGGAGAGGGAGCAAGCCCCCAAAUGUUCCACACUGUUUCCCCAGGGCCCUCCUCUGUCUGCCCUCCUUGUCGAGUCCCUCCUCCUACAACCCCACUUAAUGGGGGUCCUGGCUCCCUUCCCCUAGAGCCACCCUCAGCUCCACAGGCUUUCCUCCCUCUAGCAGGCCCUGGGGGGCUUUUCCCACCACCAAGGCUUCCAGACCCUGUCCCCUCUGGAGGCAGCAGCAGCAGCCCCUGUUUUCUCCCAAAGGGCAAUGCCCCCUCUCCAGCUCCACCUCCUCCACCUGCUAUCAGCCUCAAUGCCCCUUCUUACAACUGGGGAACUGCCCUCCGAUCCAGCCUGGUGGCCCCUGAGCUGGGCUCUCCUCCAGCUCCCCACCUGUCCUCCUCACCACCUUCAGACCCUCCUCUCUUCCACUGUAGUGAUGCCUUAACACCCCCUCCCCUGCCUCCAAGCAAUAAUCUCCCUGGUCCCCCUGGUCUCCCUGGUCCUGCCACUCAGCCACCAGUGUCUUCAGCCACUAUGCACCUGCCCUUGGUCCUGGGACCCCUGGGAGGAGCCCCGACUGUGGAAGGGCCUGGGGCACCCCCCUUCCUUGCUAGCAGCCUACUUUCUGCAGCGGCCAAGGCACAGCACCCGCCACUCCCAUCUCCCAGCACUUUACAGGGCCGGAGGCCCCGUGCCCAGGUGCCCUCAGCUUCCCACUCAUCACCCCGGCCCCCUCAGCGGCGUCCCCGCCGACCUCCAACUGUAUUGCGACUGCUAGAAGGGGGAAGUCCUCAAGUCCCUAGAAGGAGUCGUCCUCGGGCCCCUGCUCCUGCCCCUCAACCCUUCCCUCUCCCUGAGCCAUCCCAGCCAAUCCUCCCCUCUGUGCUGUCUCUUCUGGGACUCCCCAGCCCUGGCCCUUCCCACUCUGAUGGAAGCUUUAACCUUAUGGGGUCAGAUGCACACCUUCCUCCUCCCCCAACCCUCUCCUCAGGGAGCCCUCCCCAGCCCAGGCACCCCAUUCAGCCCUCCUUGCCUGGGACCACCAGUGGCAGCCUCAGCAGUGUGCCAGGUGCCCCUGCCCCACCAGCUGCCUCCAAAGCCCCACUAGUUCCCAGCCCUGUGCUUCAAAGUCCAUCUGAAGGGCUAGGGAUGGGGUCGGGCCCAGCCUGCCCGCUACCUCCCCUGGCCGGGGGAGAGGCUUUCCCUUUCCCCAGUCCUGAGCAGGGCCUGGCGCUGAGCGGAGCUGGCUUUCCAGGGAUGCUAGGGGCCUUGCCUCUCCCUCUCGGUCUGGGGCAGCCUCCACCUUCUCCACUACUCAGCCACAGUUUAUUUGGCAUGCUGGCUGCGGGAGGGGGACAACCUCCCCCAGAGCCCCUGCUACCCCCACCAGGGGGACCUGGCCCUCCCAUGGCCCCAGGCGAGCCCGAAGGGCCUUCGCUUUUGGUGGCAUCCCUGCUUCCACCACCCCCCUCAGACCUUCUUCCACCUCCUUCUGUUCCUCCCAACAACCUUCUUGCCUCUUUCCUGCCCUUGUUGGCCCUGGGCCCCACUGCUGGGGAUGGGGAAGGAUCUACAGAGGGAGCUGGGGGUCCAAGUGGGGAGACAUUUUCAGGUUUAGGAGACCUACCCCCCCUCCUCUUCCCCCCACUUUCGGCCCCCCCUACCCUCAUAGCUUUAAAUUCUGCGCUGCUGGCUGCCAGCCUGGAUCCCCCCUCGGGGACGUCCCCCCAGUCCUGUGUCCUGAAUGCCCCCCAACCUGGACCACCUACCUCCAGUGUCACCACGGCAACUACUGACCCGGGAGCCUCCUCUCUGGGCAAGGCUCCCUCCAACUCAGGGAGACCCCCCCAACUCCUUAACCCUCUGUUGAGUGCCAGCCUGCUGGGUGACCUGUCUUCGCUGACCAGCAGUCCUGGAACCCUCCCCAGUCUGUUGCAGCCUCCUGGCCCCCUUCUCUCUGGCCAGUUGGGGCUGCAGCUCCUCCCUGGGGGGGGAGCUCCUCCACCCCUCUCAGAGGCUUCUAGUCCCCUUGCCUGCCUGCUUCAGAGUCUCCAGAUCCCUCCAGAUCAGCCAGAAGCACCCUGUCUGCCCCCUGAGAACCCCACCUCAGCUCUCGAACCGGAGCCUGCCCGGCCUCCCCUCAGUGCCUUAGCCCCACCCCACGGUUCUCCUGAACCCCCAGUCCCUGAGCUGCUCACUGGGAGGGGGUCAGGGAAACGGGGUCGGAGGGGAGGAGGGGGACUUAGGGGCAUUAAUGGUGAGGCCAGGCCAGGCCGGGGCCGAAAGCCUGGCAGCCGGCGGGAGCCUGGCCGACUGGCUCUCAAGUGGGGGGCACGUGGUGGCUUCAAUGGACAAAUGGAACGGUCACCAAGAAGGACUCACCACUGGCAACACAAUGGGGAGCUAUUGGAAGGGGGUGCUGAGCCCAAGGAUCCAUCCCCUCCCGGGCCCCAUUCUGAGGACCUUAAGGUGCCCCCGGGGGUAGUUAGAAAGUCUCGUCGUGGCCGGAGAAGAAAAUACAACCCUACCCGGAACAGCAAUAGCUCCCGCCAGGACAUCACCUUGGAUCCCAGCCCCACAACCCGAGCGGCUGUCACUCUGCCUCCCCGGGCCCGCCCUGGCCGUCCUGCCAAAAACAAGAGGAGGAAACUGGCCCCAUAGCAGCCAUACCUGGAGCUGGAUCUGACCCUGACUGGGGAGAGCUGAGUGCUGAGCCUUGGGAGCCCCUGCCAGCCACCUGCACCUGUGGACAGUGGGUGGGGGCACUACUCCCCACUCAGAGCACAAAUGCAACCCCUUCCCUACAAUCCCAUCCUGAGCCAUUGCAGGGGGUAGGGAAGCUCACCCCCUCCUCCCCAAAGCCAUGUCACUGAAAAGGCCUGGGGGGGUGGUAUAUGGCCCUCUCCCCACCAGGCUAAGGGGAACACCCCCUCCCCCAGGUCUUUUAUUUGUUUAAGUUAUUUUUGCACAAAUGACUUUUAUAUUUAAUUGGACUUCAUUGCCUCCCUUCUUGAAGCCAGCAGGCUCAGUUUACAAACCUGUGAGCUACUGUUGGCUGCUGCCCUCCUUCCCAGUGAAAGGUACAAAGCAAUAAGCAUCAUGCAUCUUCCCCUCACCCCUCAACACCCUUCUGCCUCUGGCUCAGGUUGCUCAAAGCACAGAUCCCUUCAUACCCCAUCCCCAGGUUUGAAACACAUAGCCUCAUUUCAAGGUGUAGCCAGCUUCCUUCUACUUUCCUCUGGGAUAUAAAAAGGGGGCAAGGGGGCAAAGAGAACCCUCUGGGCCUCUCCUCCCAUACACACUACACUGCCCCUUCUCCCCCCCCCCCCCCAAUCAAAACGCUCAGAGACGUUGUGAUGAUGCGACUGAGGAUUAUGCAACGUGGUCCAACCGGAGCGGCCAGCAUGACCAGCUGUCCAGGGGCUGCCUCCUGCCUUUUCUUUUGUAAAGACAAGACCCUUGGGAGUUUUAAUUCUGUUUUGUACUUGCCCUGUGGGGCUUCCACUGCUUUUCUAUGGGAGACACUCUUAAUUUAACAGAUGAGAAUAUUUUGAAACUCUG